Messenger RNA from Clonostachys solani, 1482 nucleotides. NCBI's taxonomy places the organism in Eukaryota, Fungi, Ascomycota, Sordariomycetes, Hypocreales, Bionectriaceae. The record is from the annotation of a GenBank genome assembly.
AUGGAGCGCGUCGUGUUACCAGUCGACAUAGAAGCCAGUUCGACUGAUGGCAAUAACACUGUGGGAGGUGCGAGAGGGGCGACAUCGACGGAUUUUGAGAAGGAGGACGACGCCUGGGACAAGAACCCUGAAAAUCCUCUGAACUGGGGCCCGAGAACCAAGUUUAUACAAAUUGCUAUGCUCUCAUCUGCCACAUUCCUUGGCUCUGUCGCGACAUCCAUUGUCAGUCCAUCAGUGGCGUAUGUGAUGUUGGAAUUCUCGGUUUCUCGAACUGUCGCCAUUCUUUGCCUUGCACUCUACGUCCUAGCACUUGCAUUCGGCCCUGUAAUCGGUGGACCUUUAUCUGAAACCAUCGGCCGCCGAUAUGUAUACAUUGGUUGUAUUCUGACAGGUGUGUUAUUCACGAUCGGUGCCUCUCAGGCCACCAACUUUGCUGCGCUCUGUGUCCUGAGAUUUUUCUCUGGCUUCUGCUGGGGUCCUGCCCUAGCCGUCACGGCGGGUUCGAUCAUUGAGGUGUUUCGAGCUGAGGCAAGAGGCCCUGUAAGCGCAAUAAUUGUGCUGAUGGCUUUUCUUGGCCCUGGCCUGGGGCCCGUGAUAGGAGCGUUUGCUGUUAGUCGACAUGGCUGGCGUUGGCCAUAUUACUGUCUUCUUGUCAUAUCUGCGGCCCCUUUGACGCUUUCCAUUCUGUCCAAGGAGACCUUCCACCCUCUACUACGAAGAAGACUUGCCAAGAGCCGGGGCGAACUAGUCUCUCCCUCCCAGCCGCUCUCAAUGCGCCUCAGAGAAUUUGCCCUUGUCUCUGUCAUCCGGCCUGUUAGAAUGCUGGUUCUCGAACCGAUUGUCACUUUCAUCUGUCUCUAUGUUGCUCUUGGGUUCGGCACCCUGUUCAGCUUCUUCGCAGCAGUGCCGUAUACUUUCGCAUCUGUGUAUAGGUUCGAUGUUGAGCAAUGCGGUCUUGUGUUUCUUGCUGUUGUGAUCGGGUGUUUUCUUGGACUUAUCACAAUCGUGGUCUGUGAUAAGAUGAUAUACCAGAAGAAAAUCAGCCAGUUUCCACCCAACAAGGUGCCUCCUGAGCACCGCCUCUAUGCCGCCAUGGUCGGCAGCUUGGUAUUGCCAAUAGGACUAUUUUGGUUUGGAUGGUCAGCACGUGCAGGCGUGUCGUGGGCCAGUCCUGCAGCAGCCAUCUCAUUCUUUGCCUGGGGGAACAUCUCCAUCUUCAUCACCACAUUUCAGUACAAGACUGACACAUACACUGGAAACGUGAUUGCCAGUGCCGCCAGUGCCAACAGUUUGGCUCGGUAUGGAUUUGCCGCAGCUUUUCCACUAUUUACUGUUCAGAUGUAUCAAAAGCUGGGCAUUUCUUGGGCUAGCAGCCUUUUGGGGUUCUUUUCCCUCGUGCUAUUACCUGUUCCCUGGGUACUGUUCAAAUAUGGGCCACGCAUCAGAGCAAAGAGUCAGUAUGAGACUGUCCAAUACAGCUAA